Messenger RNA from Quercus lobata, 653 nucleotides. RefSeq lists its product as uncharacterized. Bases 30 to 386 code for a protein of 118 amino acids. Gene Ontology annotation, molecular function: nucleic acid binding; zinc ion binding. The record is from RefSeq and is a predicted model, not a curated record. The transcript has 2 exons. Lineage: Eukaryota; Viridiplantae; Streptophyta; Magnoliopsida; Fagales; Fagaceae.
UUCGUUCACUACCAAGUUCAUGGGAGACGAUGUGUCAAAACUUGACCCAUAAUGAGAACAUCAAAACAUUUGAUGAUGUGGCUCGUCACUUGGAACUUGAAGCUGAGCGCCUUGAAGCAACCAAGCCGAUUAGUUCUGUGCACAUGGCUGAGACUAGCUCGCGUAAGGCAUCUAGGCCUAAACGCAAGCAACCCGAUUACGCUCCUGGACAAGAGAGACCUAAUGGGCCACCGCCUAAGAAGGCUAAGUUUGUCAAGCGGAAUACUAGAGGAAAGCGCGCAAAGAAGGACAAGUCUAAGUUGACUUGUUAUAAUUGCGGAAAGAAAGGACAUUUUGCUCGUGAAUGCGCUGAGCCCAAAAAGACUCAGCGGCAACAGAACAUGUAGCAAGAGAUAGAGUGGGAUUUGUGGAGUACCGCCGGAUUCCUAUUGGCAGUAGAGACAUCAAGGUGGGAAACGGAGCUAGCGUAGAGGUACUUGGAAUUGGUACCUACAAGCUAGAAUUGCGAGGUGGUCGCACUCUGUUGCUCCAUGACGUGUUGUAUGCUCCAGAGAUCCGGAGGAACUUACUUUCCGUAGUUACUUUGUUAAGACUUGGUUUCCGGUUUAUUUUUGAGAAUAAUUAUGUUUUAUUGCAUUUGGGAACAGUUUAUU